UUCCCCUACGGGAGCUGUUCUGUGAUUUGCGGGAAAUGGGGGUGUCCUAGCAACUAGGCUAGCCAGCAGCUACUGACGAUUCCAAUGAUCCCGUAUAAAGAAACGACCGGGGAGGAACGAAAGGCAGUCUGUCCAGCCGCUGCUCGGAGCUUGGGAAAGGAAGAGAAGCGGCCUUUCGAAUUGCUAUUGCUGCUGUUCAGCGCCUUGUUCCAAGGUUUCAGUUUUGACAGAAGUUCGGGAACUUCUGUCCCUAGUUCUCCUUGGUCGUGCUAUCCAACUGUCCCCUUGAAGCUGCCCCCGAGAUUUUAGAAUAGUACCCUGAUAAAAAGUGAGAAGACCCUUUGCAACCCACACCUCACGCACCGAAAGAUGCUUGAGUCUAUUCGAGUCACUGAAAAGCUUCACUGGCCAGAGCAAGAACUGUCCAAGAAGUCCAUCUUGAAGCCUGAAGAACAGAAAUUUCUUUUCAUGAAUGAAACCAGAAGUAUUAAGUCCUGCAUCCUUAAGAACAACUUCACCACAGGGACAAGCAGCUACAAUGUUUUGCUGCAGAGCAAAGAGGAAAAAAAACAUCAGAAACAUUCAUCAGCCCACCACAAAAGACUCCGGAAGCCCACCAAACCCACUCAUGGCUCACGCAGUAAUGAGCGCCACAAGGUUAAGACACCACUGUUUAUUCCCCCAAAUGGGUGGUGCUGUUUCAAAAGGCACUCCUAUUUUAUUCCUAACUCACUCCGCAAUGGGAUUAAAUUAGCACAAAGUAUUUCAAUAACAGGGAACAGCAUAGGAUUGUCAACUCCACCCAAGAACAAAUCCAAAAAACAUUUUACCUUUAGCCUAGGAAAGCCCAAACAGUUGCAAACAUCUAAAAGCUGCUUAAAAGAUGGAGAUGCUACUGGUCGAAAGUUUUGUAUCCUAACUGCAAUCAAGCCUUCCAAUGUGGAAAGGGAGAAGAUAAAGUUCUUCAAAUCAGCUUUUACAUCUAACCCACAGUUUGAAUAUGCAAGUUCUGUCCUCCCCAGUGUACUUGAAAAGUACAGCCAAGCAUCCAGCUUAUUUCUUAAACAGGCUAUCAGAAUUAUGGAACUCACUUUGCAAAAAUAUGGAAGUUAUGAAAAUUUUGAACAAUCCACUGGAGGAAGCCUGUUGCCUAGGAGUCGUAUCUGGAAUCAUGUCCGAAAAUAUAUGGCGAAAGAAGGCUGCCUGGGCGAGAUUGUGGUUCAUCUUUCUGAAGAUUUGCUUUCUCGGGCCUCAAUGACUGUGGUGAAUGGCCGUCCAACUCUUACUAUCAAUAUUUCCACUGCAAGGGAACAUUGGUUAGAAGGGAUGCUCAGGCAUGAAAUAGGAACUCAUUAUCUUAGGGGCAUUAACAACAAUAGCCAAUUAUGGAACAAUUGGAGCGGGCGCCGGAAGCAUGGGUUAAAACCCAUCAACCCCACUGAGGAAGGCCUGGCCAGCAUUCACAGUGUUCUGUUUCGAAAAGAUCCUUUCCUUUGGCGGGCUGCCCUCCUGUAUUACACUGUCUACCAAGCCAGCCAAAUGUCCUUCAGAGAGCUCUUUCAGGACAUUGGAAAAUUUGUCACUGAUCCCAAUACUAGGUGGGAUUAUUGUGUUCGAGCCAAGAGGGGUUGGACUGAUACUUCACAACCAGGUUGCUUUAGUAAAGAUCAGGUCUACUUGGAUGGCAUCCUGCGACUUCUGAGAUACCGACAUUCUAUUGAUUUCUACUUAUUGACAGCUCUAGGAAAGGUUUCAUAUGAGGAUGUAGAUCGUCUGAAGGAUUUAGGAAUGACGGAAAAAAUGAGGGUGCCACAUUUUUUGCAAGACUAUUCUCGGUACAUGGAGCAUCUAGAAAAGAUCAUGGAAGUCAAUGAGAUAUCUGACACUGAACUCCAAGCUCUUGUACCCUAAGCCAACCUAUCUCUCUGUUUCACAUGAGUCACUCUUACGUUUUAGCUCUGAAAUAACUCAUAGAUUAAUUGAACUUAUUUUUGAUUCCUGGCAAAACCCAUAUUUUUUAAACCUGCUUCUGUUUUUUAAGACUGAAAAACUCUAGCUACAAAUUUGAAACUCAUUGUCUUUCAAAGAAAGAAAGAAAAUUCCAGUCCAGCCAUUUUAAGUAUGAAGCUAUAUGUAAACCAAGCAGAUUAAAUUGUAGCUGUAAUGCAGACAUAUCUUUUAAGAAAUUAUUGUGUAGACUUAUCAAUAGCACAUUUUCAGAUUCUACUGGCUUUUGAAUUGUCUCUCUAGAGUAUACUAUUUAAUAUUUGUGGGGUUUAGUUUCUUUUUAUUUAUUUAGCCAAUUGUCUUUUGUUAAAAGGAUCAAUGCCCUACUGUGGCGUUUGCUAUCACCACACUUACAACCUGUGCUUUAACCAUUAGAAUUGGAAGGAUAUCACUGAAUGCUUGAAUAAAACUGGAAACAUGACUACAUCUCAUGACUAUGGAUGUAUGCUAUAGUCUUGUGGAUUUUGCAUUUACAGUGUAUAAUCCAUUUGAUCUCAGUUUGUCUCAUUGUAAUUCAGUAAUGGGAAUUACGUGAAAGAGCAGAGAAAGAAAAUGAUCUCCCGUCAUGUUUAUUAGUUUCCUAAGUGCAUUCCACUGACUUGUCUUUCAGGAAAUGACAUUGUUUUCCUCUUUUAUUUUAUUUUUGAUCAUGUAUAAAUAAAUUUACAAAAGAAAAUUGGAAAGAAAUAAAACUUGGAAUUCUUUUUUUUUAAUCCUUUAUUUCCGACUCACACUGAAAUAUAUUGAUAUGUAAACAAUUCUUUCUCUGUUUGCUACUGAUAUAGUUAUAAAAAAGCUCCAUAGUGUACUGCUUGUGAGAUGUUUGUUGGAUUAAUAUAGAGUGCAAAUGGUUUCAUAUACCUAAACAAAAAUCUCCAAUUUGUUUAUGCAUGAUUGCAAAAGCACUGAAGCUUAUUUGAAAAGUUUAGGCUAGCCCACCAGGUUUUGUUUUUUUUCUUUUUAAGACAUUGAUGCUUUUUUUGGUGGGGGGGCACAUAUAAAUUUAGUACAGUGAUGAGAUGUAGAACUCUACACACAUUUUAGAGUAGGUUUUCCACAUCUUGGCAUUAUUUGAUUCAGUGACAACUUAUUGAUGCAAAAAUCUUACAUAACAAGAAGACUGGAAAAAUUAAUAAUUCAUCAUACUAGAAUUGUGAAAAUAUUUUUCAAUACAAUGAUAGACAAAGACAGAUAGUAUAAAGAUCAAGAAUAUGCAUUGAAUUUUAUGCAAAUCAGUAUGUCUUGUUAUUAUAGUCUUGUUUAUGUUGGAUUUAUAAACUGGAUCCAUCAACAUUGAUUUCUGAACUGUGUGAAUUCAAUAGACGCCUGUUGAUUUUAGGGAUCUCUGGUGUUGCUGUUUAGGUCAAAAUUUAAUUAAAUUAAUGAUCCAUCAUAAUACUUUUUUAACCCAGUUAAACAACAGCUUAUCUCCAAAUAAAGUCUAAAUGUUCA
Molecule: messenger RNA, 3459 nt
Organism: Ahaetulla prasina
Lineage: Eukaryota; Metazoa; Chordata; Lepidosauria; Squamata; Colubridae
Gene: MATCAP2
Product: microtubule associated tyrosine carboxypeptidase 2
Exons: 7
Coding region: 370-1911 (513 amino acids)
Source: RefSeq, a predicted model, not a curated record